AUGAAGACAGCGGCAUUUGUUUUCCUUUCUGGCCUGCUAGGGAUUGCCCAAAUACCAUUGGUGAUCGCCUCCCCCAAUUGUCCCUUAAUCGGGGCGGAGUUCCCUCCGCCUCAGCGACUAGCUGAGCAUCCGAUAUGGCAGAGGGCCAUAAGAAAUAUCACAGCAGCCUUUGACUACAUCGAUGGAAGCAACAUUACCGGCAUUGAUAGGUUCUCAUACUCUAUUCAGAUCUUUUCAACCAAUCCAGGGGCGCCUAUCCUUUGGGACCGGCAUCGGACUGCUACGGAUCUACCUGCGGAUACCCCUGGUGUCAGUGUGGUAGAUGGAAAUACAGUUUAUCGUCUAGGUAGUGUUUCGAAGGUCCUCGCUGUUCUGGCGUGGUUGGCCGAGCUCGGUGAUGUUCAUUGGAACCAACCUGUCACAAAAUUCCUCCCAGAGUUGGCGGUAUACGCAGGGAGAUCUACUUCUAACGCGUUCGACGGGGUACGAGAGACAGCAUGGGAUGAUGUAACGAUUGGGUCAUUGGCCUCUCAAGUAUCUGGGCUUGAGCGCGAUUGUAAGACUCGAGAUUACUCAGACGGAAGACGUACCUUCAUCAUGGAAAGCAGAUUUUCCAACGCUGUCUACUGCACAAAAGCCGCCUUGUGGAAGUUCUUUAGGGGUUUAGGCAGCAUGUUUCCUUCAUAUCCGCCAUGGCAGACCGCAAGUUACUCGAACGUAGGUUAUCAAAUUUUUGCCUAUGCGCUCGAGAGCUUCACCAAAAAGAGAUUUGUGGAUAUCUUGAACAACCGGAUCAUCAAACCUUUGGGUCUAGAACACACAUAUUACGAGAAUGCACCCGCUUCGGUCGGGAUCAUUCCUGGUACCAUAAAAGAGACUUACUGGAGCGCUCAUCUAGGCGACGCAAGCCCCGGCGGCAACAUGUACUCCUCACCGAACGAUCUCUCCACAAUAGGCCGCGCAAUACUUUCGUCCAAGCUCAUCAAGCCAGCUCUUACCCGCCGCUGGCUGAACCCUGUCACUUUCUCAGCAGAUAUUGCCGCCUCAAUCAGCGCCCCAUGGGGUGUUCGGCGUAUACAGCUUGCCAAAGACACGCAACCGCAUCGCUCCUUGAGUAUCUUCACCAAAGCGGGGACGUUUCGAAAGUAUACAUCUUUCCUCACGUUAAUGCGAGAUUACAACCUUGGCUUCACCAUUAUGAUGGCCGGGGAUCCAGCGAUGAGCAACUUCAUGGGCGCGGAUCUCCUGGGUGCAGCGGUGAUUCCUGCGUAUGAUGCGGUAGCACGCGACGAGGCGGAUAAGCUGUUCAGUGGUACAUAUGCCGCGCGAGAUGGGCCCAUUACCAGGUCUUGGUUGACUAUCACCACCGAUCCAAAUAAACCUGGUCUUGGAAUUGGCCCCUGGAUCAGCAACGGGACGGACAUGGUUGACAUGGCCACAAAACUACAAGCUGGUACAGAUUAUACAACUAUAAAUGCGGAAGCUCGCCUCUAUUACACCCAGCUGGAAUCUCCGAUGGCGAAUGGCGGGAAGAAGCAGGCAUGGAAAGCCGUAUACGAGGACACCGGACGCCCGGCGGCUGGCCCACAAUUGUGGUCCACUGACUGCGCUGCUUGGGUAAGUGUUACAGGCAUUACCUACGGUUCGCUUCCUCUCGAUGAGUUUGUCUUCUUUUUUGACAAGAGUGGGAAAGUGGUUAGUGUUACGAACCUGGCACUCCGGUCAACGCUUUACAAGCUAGAGUCCUAA
Messenger RNA from Cucurbitaria berberidis CBS 394.84, 1749 nucleotides. Its product is annotated as beta-lactamase/transpeptidase-like protein. The transcript is spliced from 4 exons. Bases 1 to 1749 code for a protein of 582 amino acids. The record is from RefSeq and is a predicted model, not a curated record. NCBI's taxonomy places the organism in Eukaryota, Fungi, Ascomycota, Dothideomycetes, Pleosporales, Cucurbitariaceae.